This is a messenger RNA of Cantharellus anzutake, 1497 nucleotides long. Its product is annotated as inositol phosphophingolipids phospholipase C. The coding region runs from base 1 to 1497 and encodes 498 amino acids. Gene Ontology annotation, molecular function: sphingomyelin phosphodiesterase activity. The record is from RefSeq and is a predicted model, not a curated record. NCBI's taxonomy places the organism in Eukaryota, Fungi, Basidiomycota, Agaricomycetes, Cantharellales, Hydnaceae. The transcript has 5 exons. Gene Ontology annotation, cellular component: cytoplasm.
AUGGAACUUUCGACGACACCCGGGGCAUCUAGCGCGAAAUCCGACGAAACCAUCAAAGUUCUGUCACUUAAUUGCUGGGGUUUAAAAUACAUAUCUCAGGACCGGACUCACCGCCUGCAAGCCAUCGCAGAGGAACUCUACAAGUCACAUUACGAUUUGGUAGCCUUACAAGAGGUUUGGGUCACUAGUGACUACCAGACGAUCCGUGUCAUAUUGUCAACAAUCCUUCCAUUUGCGAAAUUUUUCUAUACUGGCGCUCUGGGCUCUGGUUUGGCCAUAUUCUCCCGAUAUCCCAUACUUGAAACCCACACGCACCCCUAUGCACUGAAUGGUGCCCCAAUUGAUGUUGCGGCUGGUGAUUGGUUCGUGGGGAAGGCAGCAGUCAGUAUUGUGAUAUCACAUCCAAUGCUAAACCAGGUAGAAGUUUUUAACACUCACAUGUAUGCCAAAGGAGGAGACGAGGGCUCCGAAAUUCACCGAGCCCAUCGAAUCGUUGGUGCAUGGGAGCUCACGAAAUGGGUUCGUCUGUCUGCAGCACUUGGGAGACAUGUUAUUGUUGUUGGUGAUUUUAAUGAUGUUCCUGCCUCCCUCGCAAUCACGCUAAUACGAGAUCACGCGUGCCUGACGGACGCGUGGACCGCAACUCAUUCUUGCGGCCUAUCUCCCCCCGCUGGCUCCGCCCUUUCCGCAGAGCAUGCAAUCCAGGAAUUCGGAGUCACAGCUGACUCACCUCUGAAUACAUAUACUGCCAACAAAACUCUGGACCCCUCAGCUAAGCGGUGGCAGGGCAAGCGACUUGAUUACGUCUUCUACCGUGGGCCAUUGAGGACGACGGGAAACACGUCCAUUCUCGUGAAUGACCGCAUUCGGUUCAUCAAUGGGCAUUCUGAUGAUGAUCAAAUCUCACCGCAUAUUGAUCCGGUGUUGCAUUGCGUUGCAUCGAGGGUCGUCUUGACAUCACAGGUCCCUGGCCAUCGUUUCUCUUUUUCAGACCAUUUUGGCGUAGAAGCGAUUCUUAAAGUUCGAUCAUCACCCGCCGCAUCAUCGUUUAUCCCGCAUCUCCCAGCGGCUCCACCUGUUUGGGGUCCCAAAUCGGCGGCGCCAAGUUCACAGCCGUAUCAUGAUGUUCUUCCGGCUCCUAUAGCUGCCGAUCCUCCAGAACCCAGCUCCCCGGAAGGUGGCCAUAUGUCACAACACACACUCAAUCGUAUUCUUCAAAACCUUACAGCCGCUUAUCGUUUGUCACAACUUAACUCAAAACGCCAUCUGGGGGUAUUUGUUUUGUGCGUAGUGGGGGAAAUUGUCCUUAUUGUCGGUUCAGCCUGGCAACCCCUAAAUGCCGUGAACCCCCUGAUUGUUUUAACGGGGUGCAUACUUGCGUGGCUGGGCACGACUAUGCUUUACUGCGGUUUCAUCUUCGGGAAAUGGGAAAUCAACGCGCUAAUGACUGUCAUCGAAGAGUUGGAACUAUUUAAGGGACGCUUAGAGAAUGAGUAA